This is a messenger RNA of Mesorhabditis spiculigera, 402 nucleotides long. The record is from the annotation of a GenBank genome assembly. NCBI's taxonomy places the organism in Eukaryota, Metazoa, Nematoda, Chromadorea, Rhabditida, Rhabditidae.
AUGGAAUUAGGCCACAACCCAUCGCCCUAUUUGCGGAGAUGCCGAAUUCCGCAGCUGAACACCAUACGUUUCCACGAGGAUCCAUGCACACCGGAGGAUGAGGAGGGGAAAAUGGAGUUGAUACGGGAAAAGAUGCAAGAGCUUACCGAUAAAUCGAAACGCGAAAAUCCCUGCAGUCCCAGCACCUCAAUCCCUCCUCAGACCCAACCAAAGCCGGCGACAUCACUGCGUGGUUCUGAACACGAAAAACCAUGCCCACCCUCGAGUUAUUCACGCUUUUCCAUGCCUCCCUCGAGCUAUCGACCCCCAAGGACUGAUUUUUCAUCAAAAGUUGUCCAAAACCGACCCAAAAUUCUCAAAAUUGAACCGCAAAAUGGGGUUGCUUGGAAUGGGGGCUUUGUU